AAGAUGAAAAAAAAAACAUAAAUUUAUUUACAGAUUUGUUUUUUUGUUCUGCUGUCAAGUGUUGUGUUUUUUUAUUUUGUAAGCUUAAAAAUAUAUUUAAUUUUUAAUACCUAUACAAAAUGUCUACGGAUCUCUUCGCUAGUUUCAACGAACAAUACAUGAACAUAAACACAAAGCUAAAGAAGCGUUUCAUGAGGAAGCCCAAUAUAUCGGAGGCCACAAAUGAGUUUAUAGCCUUGGCUAUUCAAUGUGAGCAUUCAGAACAACCCGCGUUUGCUGGUCACGCUUACGUUGGGGCUGCGAAAUGCGAGGCUACGGCAGGAAAUGCUCUUGGAGAAGCUGAAUACUACAUCGCAGCAGCGAGGCAGUUUAUGAAAGCUGAGAAGAAGCUGGUCUCGCUUAAGUUCUCAAGUCCUGAUAGGGAGAACUUGGAAGCUGCGAUAGGGUGUUACUUGCAAGCUCUCACAAAAUACCCUGAGAAGUCCCUCCUCCGCACGUCAAUAUUGAUGGAGAUCGCUGACCACCUCAUUGACCUCAACCACAAGUCCGAAGCUGUGGGGUACUACCAGCAGGCUUUGGAAGAUAUGGAGGAGAAGACCAUGAAGAUUGUGCAUUUGAGGAACUUGGUGAAUCUUUUGAUUGACUGUGAUAAGUUUGAAGUUGCCCUGGACACAGCUAAUUCUAUGAUUGAUAGUUAUACUGGUAUCCCUGAGGACAUAUUAGCAGAGAUACAGACCAGCAGAGUGCUACUUACUCUCCUUGUAGAGCCAUUAGAAGACAGCAAACCAGAGUCCUUGAAACAAUUGUUCACUAGCAUCAUGAAUGACUGUGAAACUGACAUGUUCCCCAUAAACGUGGAGCUGCGCCUGAAGCUCCAGUCGCUGAUGCUGAGCCUCGCGCUCGGCGCCGCGCCGCCCGCGCUCGGCGACCUCACGCGGCGACAGGCCGACCUCGUCGAUAGACUCAAUGUCGCUCGUUGAUAGGUUGGCCUAAUGUCAGAUGCCUUUAGACGACUGGAAUAAAUCUGAAACCAGCACUAUCAGACCGACGUCGAGAAUGAGCGUACAUUGUGUUACAUUACAAGAAAAUAUCAGCAAUGUAAUGUUGAAUCUGUCAAAAUUUGGUGAAUAGUAAAUAGCCGGCUUGACACCAGUGUUAGUAGUAACAGAAUCGAUAAAAGAAGAUUGAUACCUCUGGAAGACUGUAGGGUAGGCUACCUUUAGCGAUGCUACAUAAACCCUUAUCUAUAACCACAGAAUAAUAUAAUGCUAGAGCAGCUAUAGUUCACUAUGGUGGAAAUGCUAGAGGAGGAUUCAAAUCCUAGUGAAGAUAAGAAAUUUUUUGGAGGCAUCUCCAGAUCUAUAUAGAAAUGGCGCUCUGGCCAUGUGGUCUGACUCCCUUUGUCCGACAGAUCAGACUCCAUGAAGAACAUUAACUUCCAUUGGGAUGAUCAGGUUGCACAGAUUGAGAUAUGUCAAUAAACCAGCAUUUGUUCUCCCACUACAAGAUAUUGUACUCUGACAAGUCAUGUGACCAACAUUGUACAAUUUGGGCAUGUCUCUAAUAUAAAUCAACAAUAUUUUUAAGUAGCUUUAGUAUAUACACGAUUGUGUAUUGACGACCUCAGUGGCGAAGUGGUAAAGUGCUUGCCUCGGAACCAAAAGGUCCCAGGUUCAAUCCCCGGUCGGGUCAUGAUGGAAAAUGAUCUUUUUGUGAAUGGCCUGGGUCUUGGAUGUUUAUCUAUAUAUGUAUAUGUUAUAAAAUAUAGUAUCAUUGACUUGGUAUCCCAUAACACAAGUCUAGAACUUACUUUGGGGUUAGCUCAAUCUGUGUAAUUUGUCCUAAUAUAUUUAUUUAUAUUUAUACACAUUCCUAUGUGAUUGAUGAUGAUGAUGAUUUUCUUACAAAAGAACCACAAAAUUAUAUAUCAAAUCCCAGUUUUAUUUCCAAUAAAACUUGCACAAAAAAUGCUUUUUUUUAUUUUUUACUCAACCAUUUACCUAAAAUAUAUGAUUUGGUUGGAUACACUUAUCUCUUCAAUAUUUAACAUACAACAAAAUGGUUACACCUGUAUUUUUUCUGUAUUCAAGAAUACUUUUUUUUUUAAUUUCAUCAAAAUAUUUUCUCAACUUGAUUAAGACUUUUUGUGUUUACUACUGUUACCACCUAUGCCAUCCACAGGCACAGUUACUUGCAAUUCAUCUGCAAAAUGGAUGUUAUCAACAAUGGAUGGUUUUCCUUCAUCUAAUGUCUUUUUGUCAUGUUGAAUCUUUUCAUCAUCAAUUUCUAAGAGGUUUCCAAAGUUAGCUGCUGUGUCAAUCUUAGACUUGACAGAAUGUGUCCACAUUUCUUCAAACUCAUCAUCAUCACUGUCAUCAUUUUUCGUCUGCUUUCCUUCAUUGGUCUUCUGCCAGCAGUACUCAAAUGGAUAGCUGGUGUUUCUGUUGUCAUCUAGAGCAAUCUCAAAGCGGGAUGACAGGGAAUUGUAGGUUGUGUGAACCCCCUCCAGUAGGUUAACAUCAACUUCAUCGAAACCAGUAAUAUAUUUAAAUAGUUCAUCCACAGAUUUCAUGUCUGCUACUCCUUUCUUCUCAAAGAACUGUAAAUUAGUAAAAUUUUAUUAAUCUACUUUCAAUCACAUAUAAAAGUCACUUGAAAACAUAAUCUGACUCAACUAAAAUAAUUAUAGUUUGAUUUGACAUUUAUGUGUGACAUUGGCAAAAUCAUCAUUUGGCCAAACGAUGGAGCCAUAAAAUUAAAAAGUGAAGUGAAGUGAAGUGACAUUUAUGUGCAAACAUAGUAAUGCAAAAUUAGACCACACAGUAUAUUAAAAUUGAAAACAGAGUCUUUAAAUCAAGGUGUUUUAUGAAAAUUAUACUCACAUUGCAUAUAUUGCGGCAAUCCCUGCGCAAGAACUCCAAUCCAUUGGGAUGAUCAGGUUGCACAGAUUGGGAUACAUCAAUAAACCAGCAUUUGUUCUCCCACCACAAGAUAUUGUACUCUGACAAGUCAGCGUGGAUCAUGUGACCAACAUUGUACAACUUGUGCAUAGCAUCAACCACUUCAUUGUACACACUUUGCCAUUUUUCAGGUUUAAGGAUCACAUCACGAAGUUUCGGAGCUGGCUUAUUGUCCCUUCCAAUAAAAGACAUCAAUAGAAUAUGCUUCUUCAAACAAAUCAUAUCGGGACAAUUCAGUCCAAUCUUUUGCAUUCGCAUCAUAUUGUGCAUCUCUUUCUCUGCCCACAUGUGCACAAUUUUUCUUGGAUUUUGCUUUGAGAAUCUAUCUUUGAAACGGUAGUCUGCCUCUAUGUACUUGUCUCUCGUUUUGAACUCAUUCAGGGUUGUCUUAAAUACUUUGAUUGCACAUUCUUUUGGGAUCACCAAGUCUGGAUAUGAAGUGUCUCCAUUGGCAUGCAAAACAACAGAUUCUUUGCCAGUGGAAAUCACACCAUUGAUAUCUUCCAGCAGACCAUUAUUGAUAAGUUUAAAUAGAAUUAACCUAGUUGGUUCAUCCAGUCCCAUUUCAGCUGUGGCAUGGCUUUCCUUUCUAUCCAACAUUUUGUGUUUGCGGGACUGGUGUUGUCUCGUACUCUCUCUUAAAUGAUUGAACACAGAAUUGGACAAUUUCAUAUCGAAUCCAGCUCCAUCACCAGUGCACACUUCCGGCGGAAAUGCCAUAACACGGCAAGCAUUCCGUCUACCAUUGAUAACACUGUCAUGUUUUGUCACCAUUGCACCAUCCUUCAUUAUAAAACCUCUUUUAGGAAGGCUCGCAAACUCUUUCUCGUUUGUUUCAAAACGGUCCCAAUCCUUCUUGGCAGUAACUUCAACAUCCUCAUCGUCCUCAGAAUCGUAUACUAAAUGGUCGGGAACGUGUCGGUAGUUCUCAUACGAAACAGAUACCUUGGCUUCUCCAUUGCGCUUCUUCUCCACUCUCUUGAUUUCAUCAUCGUAUUCUUUGUCGAAUUGACAUUGCAACACUUUUGCAAUAAUAGCGUCAGAGUCGCAAAACUCCUUCACAUUUGACUCUUCAAUUUGCUUUAAUAUCUCCGGAGAUAUAUCAUUAGAUUCACUGCUUAUUUGCUCGUCCGUUUGAAACGAUGUUCCUAUUUCUUCAGCAAACUUGAUCUCUUCUUUUAUUUGAAGGCCUUUUGCGUAUUGCUCUGACAUAAUAUCAGACAAAUUUUGUACAUCAGCUGGAGCUGCAACUUUCUUCCAAGGAUUCGACAUAUUGUAUAAAUAAUGAGUAUAAUCUAUAUCACAGAAAUUUCUAUAUCAAUAAAUUAUUUAUCAAGGAAAAAUGCAAAUGUACUAUUUGUGAUCAAUCAAUCAACAAAUUACACAAGGAAGGAAAUGAAAAAAAUAAUUUCGCUCAGACAAGUGUUGCCCGUUUCCUUCCACUAUUAUAUAAACGUUGCCGAUUCGUUUGCCCGAUUGAAAGAUAUGAUGCAUAAUAAUCGAUAUAUCUUCAUUUUGGUCAUAUUAAUUUUUUGUCAAUACUAUCGUAGUAAUUGUAGACAAAGAAAACUAUAUACUUCAUCAUAUUUAUCCUUUGUUUCGCUCAUACAAUAAAGAAAAACGGGUAAUUGAAAUAGACGAGAAAAAACGAGACAAAGCGCUAAUAACUUCUAUUCCGGUAAUCGUUUCGCAAUGCCUAAUUAACUGCCUUGUAUGUAUUGAUCAUCAAAAGAAAAAGAAUGUUUCUAUGAGAUAGGAUGAAAAAUAUGGUGGAAGGAAAUAUUCCUUUUGUUCAUUGUCUUGAUAUCAAUAGUAGCAGGUAGUUUACAAUCGAUUUUAUGGCUCCUCAAAUAAUUGAUUCGGAAUAUCAAUUCUAUAUCGAAUCGAAAGUAUCGAGAAUCGUUACCUAUCUAGUUGACUGACAUUAUGAGUGUACAUUUUUAUAUGGAUUGGUUAGCCACAAGAAAAAAAAAAUGGAUUGGUUAGCUACUGCGCACACCCAUUACUUGUUAAAAAGGCACAGUUGGCCAUUUAAAUAAAACAAUGGACAGCUCAAAAUAAUAAGCAGGCAACGGAUACUGAGCUGCUGGGAGAUGAUGAUUAUUUUAUAUAUAUAUUUAGGAAUCUUUUUUCUUCUAAAUUUUUUACAAGGCUUCAGUGCACUUUGUGGACUAUUUAGGAAUCUUAAGGGUGAUAGUUUUCAAGGGCCCUGGAAUAUGUAACAACUCCCAAGGGAAAGGGUGAUUAAACAUAAAGAGCUAGUCUUUGAUGAUACAAAUAAAAUUUAAUGUUACACUGUUUGUAGAACUUGAUAAUCAGUCACAGAAACUAAACAAUCUUUUUGAAGCAAUAAGUUUCAAAAAGGGAAUGGAUUUCUGAAAAUAGUAACAAAAGCACCACUCAGCUCCAGUAAUAAAUUUUAUGACCAAUAAAUGAAAUACAAUAAUGGUUUUUCACUUAUUUAUUAACCCUAACAUUCACUUAGUGGACUUCUUGCCACCUUUAGAACUGGCUUGCUGUGCUUUGAGAACCUUGACGAUCUUCUGUUCCUCAAUAAGGAAAGCUCGGACAAUGCGUUGCUUCACACACUUGUGGCAAAGGACACCUCCAUACACACGCUUGACUGUUUUCUUGCGGUAGCACAGACGGGAGCGCUCUGCAGG
Messenger RNA from Plodia interpunctella (Indianmeal moth), 5623 nucleotides. It is a transcript of the gene Hap40, whose product is annotated as Huntingtin-associated protein 40 kDa. The coding region runs from base 120 to 980 and encodes 286 amino acids. The record is from RefSeq and is a predicted model, not a curated record. The transcript is spliced from 6 exons. NCBI's taxonomy places the organism in Eukaryota, Metazoa, Arthropoda, Insecta, Lepidoptera, Pyralidae. Gene Ontology annotation, molecular function: protein binding. Gene Ontology annotation, biological process: vesicle cytoskeletal trafficking. Gene Ontology annotation, cellular component: early endosome.